AUGUCGCACAAGCCAGAGAUUCUCUCCACCGAGACGUUCGCCACGGACGCCAAAUGGCUUCGUCUCCAGCGCAUCAAGUACAGCGACCAGGACGGCAAGGAGCGCUUCUGGGAAGUUGCGAACCGCUCCACGCGCAAGGGCGACGUCGACAGCGUGCACAUUCUGGCGCUGGUGAAGCAGGCUGGCGAGCGAGGCGUCGUGCUCAUCGAGCAAUACCGUCCUCCCGUGGCAGCGACUGUAGUUGAGUUCCCCGCGGGCCUCCUCGAUGCCGGAGAAGACGCGGCGACCACUGCCCUGCGCGAGCUUCACGAGGAGACGGGGUAUCACGGCAAUGGAGUAAACGUGAUCUCAGUGUCUCCCGUCAUGGUCAAGGAUCCUGGCAUGACCGGCGCCAACAUGCACCUCGUAACGGUGUCGAUCGAGCUACCACCCAACGCCCCUCCUCCUCAACCCAAGCCUGACGAGGGCGAGCAUAUCGUCCAGCGAAUCGUGCCGCUCAAGGACCUGGACGCGACUCUGAAAGACUACGCGAAGCGGGGAUUCGCAAUCGACGCGCUCGUGCAGAGCGUGGCGACCGGACUGGAGUUGGCUGGCUAUGAUCGAUAA
This is a messenger RNA of Cutaneotrichosporon cavernicola, 606 nucleotides long. RefSeq lists its product as uncharacterized. Gene Ontology annotation, cellular component: nucleus. The record is from RefSeq and is a predicted model, not a curated record. Gene Ontology annotation, biological process: ribose phosphate metabolic process; nucleoside phosphate metabolic process. Lineage: Eukaryota; Fungi; Basidiomycota; Tremellomycetes; Trichosporonales; Trichosporonaceae. Bases 1 to 606 code for a protein of 201 amino acids. Gene Ontology annotation, molecular function: ADP-ribose diphosphatase activity. The transcript has 5 exons.